Molecule: messenger RNA, 5644 nt
Organism: Neopelma chrysocephalum (saffron-crested tyrant-manakin)
Lineage: Eukaryota; Metazoa; Chordata; Aves; Passeriformes; Pipridae
Gene: PRDM8
Product: PR/SET domain 8
Exons: 15
Coding region: 2682-4964 (760 amino acids)
Biological process (GO): regulation of DNA-templated transcription
Cellular component (GO): nucleus
Molecular function (GO): protein binding
Source: RefSeq, a predicted model, not a curated record
AUGUAAUGUUCAGGGGAUUUGGGGGUUUUGUGUGUACAAACACCUCAGAGUUGUGGGGGUUUUAAACAAAAACAAUAACAGAAACUGACCUGACAGGGAUCACGCGUCUCCCACAGGCCGUGGAGGUGAAUCAGACACAUCGUCUGCUCCAAAAAGGAUCUUGAGGCUCUUUCCUCUGCAAGAGGAGAUGGGGAAGUCAGAGUCAGAGUCAUCCUGCCAGAAAGCUUUCCUUUCAUCUGAUUUCAUCCCGUUUCCUGCCGUCUCUGGAUGGUUUCCUGAAGCCACAGUGCUCUGACCUGACAUGUCCAUGUCAGAGUGCCUUCUCUGUGCAGAUCCGAACACCAGGCCAAGCAUCUGUGUGAUGUAAGUUGGAAAUUUCAUGAAAGUCCAUGAACCAACAGUGAUUUAUGUCAGUCAGAAAUCUGGCUCGUGAAGUUCUUAAUGCCCUAGAGCAGCAAGGCCAAAGGGUAAGCAAGCAGUGUUUUGCAGUCCCUGUGGAUGCACAAAACGUGAAAGUUUAAGGACAGAGCAGCCUGUGCUUUGCCAAAGACCCAACCAAAGGAAAGGCCGUGCAGUGCCGCCUCUCCCUCUUCGCAGAGGCAGAAGAGCAGGCUUGCUGAGCUUCCCAAAAACAGCUGCACUCCAGCUUUCUGAGCUGCAUGAGUCCUCCCCAAGCCCCGGGAGCACUCGCCUUGUCUGUGAGUAUGUGUCACGUUAUCCAGAUGUUGGAAAUCUUGCUUCAGGCACAUGUGACCCACUGGUUGGAACGAUCCUCUCCUGCCAGUUUGCUCUUUUCUUGUUUCCAAGUGUAUGAAUUCCUCUUUUAGGCUGUGGUUUCUGCUGAAGUAGCAGAUAAAUCAUGCCUGUUUUGCUGGAAUGGCUGGAUGAGAGGGAGAUAGGCACAGAGGAGGUACAGGGCGACGGAUCGUGGCUAUUUGCCUGUGUUUGGCUUCAUUCGCACACGGGCCCAGAGCCUCCUUUCCCGGUUCCCAGAACUCGUUAGCCGAUGCUUGGCUCUGUCCCAGCCUCCUCCAGCAUCCCAGCGCUGCGUAAACCUUGGCCCAGGGUGCCCAGCCCCAGCGGGAUGGGCGUUUCUCACUGUGUGCACACAAAACCUCUGGAGAGCUGCCUCCUGGAGCUGAGCUGAUAUCUUCCUGAUAUCCAAGGAGCUGGAUGGGGCAUUAGCAGCUUGCCAGCACUGAGGCAAAGAUGGUAUUGCAGCAGCAGGAGACUGCUCCUGCUCUUAGCUGCAUGGAGGGAACCAGGCUGGCUGUAGACCUCUGCCACUGGGUCUCCUGCUGCCUCUGGAUGUUGGUUCCACAUCUGGAGAAGCAACAGGUGGCCCUCGCUCCUUAACCUGUUGGUCUGGAGUGGAGUUUACAGGACCUCCUUUACAAGAAACACUGGUUUCUUGUGCUGUAGUAUUCCUUGGUGGCUGGGACAGCAGGGAGAACAGAGGGACCGUGGGGUAACUGUCCUCGGUCAUUUAAAACAGAACUCUUAAAUAAAUACAGCUUUAAAGUAAGCCAGCACUAGAAGCAGAAGUUUUCAUAUGAAAGGUCGAUGUGCAGAUGAACACAAGUUCACUGCCAAGAUUUACUGCGGAGAAAGUAGUAAACAGAACAGCUUACAGCACCUUUGGGGUUAUACAGUUCCCUCCUUUGUCUCCAGCAUUUGCAGAUGAUCUCCACACAUGUUGUCAUUUAACAUCCACCCACUCCCACCUUUUUUUUGGCCCAAGCCAGUGGAGAAGACCUCAGGCAGGCUAUGUCCGGGAUUGCUGUUCUACCAAAUGAUCCAGGAGCAGCGUGAAAGGGGGGAGCUGGAGGUCCUGCUCCACAGCACUGGCACCAGGCAGCACUUCCAGACACUCUGAGCUGUGCAACCCCAAGGAUGUGAACCACACAUGGAAGUCUCAUGCUUUGUAAAAAGAGAAACCAGAAGGACCCCAGCAGUUAUACAACGUGCAGGAGCUGUUUGGGAGCUGCCUCCUGAAGGAUUAGAUCUUGCACUCGGCUGCAGUCCUGUGUUCCGCUGCCUUGUGUAACAGCAGGUCACUGAAGGCUUGUACACCGACCUGCAAACUCCAGCCAGACCUUCUAGAGGAUGUGCUCAGCAAAACACCACAUUUAGCAGGUAGGGUGGCUGGAGGUGGAGCAGUGUUGUCGGGAUUGCAGGCUCUGUUUCCAGCAGUGGUGUUGGCAGAGCAGCAAGUGCAGUAGUCUAUAAAGAAAGAAGAGGGAAGCAGAGGGCAGCUGAGAGCUUUGCCCGAGGAGGACAGAGUGAAUUUACUGCCCCUGUACCCCCAUCCAGCACCACCGGGAAUUCAGUUUGAAACAGGAAAAGAAAAAGGAACAAGGACCUUCACAGGGCCUCUGAGCAGAGGAAAAUAGAGCCUCUCUUCCCAGAGAUUGAUGUUCGUAGCAGUGCCAAACAGGUGUUCCUUCCCUCCACCUCUGGCUACCACAUCACUCUCAGAAGAGCAUGCAUGGAAAGAAGCCAUUCCUGAAACAGGAUUGCCUUUGAGCUGGCAGCAGAUAAGUGACUGGCAUUGGGCAGCACUGCUGAGGCUCUGGCAGGCCGUUUAGCAGAGAACCUUGGCUAAUGAAUGUCAUCCACACCUAACAGAUGUGCCACUGCCUGCCAUGCCAGAUUUUUGACAUAAUACAGGGCUGCUGGACAUGAUGGUGCUUGGGAAAAGCCACGGAGUGACUUGUGCCUUCAACGCAGCGUUCAGUCCCACUCGUGCUCUGCGAGAGAAACCAAACCUGCGGGAGGGAGGGAAGCGCAUCCGUGUCUCUCACUCCUCGCCCCUGGUUUUAUCGCCGGGAGCGGCGCCGACAGGGGAGCGAUACAGAUAUACAAGGCAAACCAAAGGUUUCGGCUGCUAUUCAGUGCCUCCUCAUUUGUCCUGGAGCCGUAACAGUGGUGCCCUUUCUCUUCUGGCCGCUUUUCCCUGCUUCUGGAGCAGCAGUUAUGGGAGAAGCAGAUGGCUACUGAUUGGACUCUGCGCUUGCUCAGAAGGAACUACAGGGGAAGUUCGAGCAUCAUCAGGGCUGAAGAAACAGCCAAGGUGUCUGUGGUGUCUGAAUCACGAGAAAGCAGGGAUGGAGGACGCCGGCGUCCAGCGGGGAAUAUGGGACGGGGACGCCAAGACGGUCCAGCAGUGCUUGACUGACAUUUUCACCAGCGUUUACACCACCUGCGACAUCCCGGAAAAUGCCAUUUUCGGCCCCUGCGUUCUGAGCCACACGUCCCUCUACGACAGCAUCGCCUUUAUCGCCCUCAAGUCCACCGAUAAGCGCACCGUCCCCUACAUAUUCCGGGUGGACACGUCGGCGGCGAACGGCUCGUCCGAGGGGCUGAUGUGGCUGCGGCUGGUGCAGUCGGCCCGGGAACGGGAGGAGCAGAACCUGGAGGCCUACAUCAAGAGCGGGCAGCUCUUCUACCGCUCUCUGCGCCGCAUCGCUAAGGACGAGGAGCUGCUGGUGUGGUACGGGAAGGAGCUCACCGAGCUGCUGCUGCUCGGACCGGCCCGGGCCCCUGCCCGCACUAACGGCUCGCCGCCCUUCGCCUGCCCCGAGUGCAGCCAGCGCUUCCAGUUCGAGCUGCCCUUCGCCGCACAUCUCCGGUUCCGCUGCCCCAAGAGGCUGCACGGCCCCGACACCGGCCCCGCCGCCGAGGCUGCCGGCGGCAAGGACGUCGCCGGCAAGGAGCAGGAGCCCGGCAAGUUCGGGAAGCCCGGCGGGCCGCCGCACCACCCCUUUCCCGGUCCCGACGGCGGCCCCACCGCCACCACCAAGCCCUCCACGGACUUCCACAACCUGGCGCGGGAGCUGGAGAAUUCCCGCGGCGGGCGCGGCGGGUCCCCGGGGAGGCCGACGCCUGGCGAGGGCGGCCCCGAGGCGGCGGCCGGGAAGGCGAAGAGGCGGUUCCCCGAUGAGGAGGAUCGCGGGCCCGGCGCGGCGCGGGGCCGCUUCCCGGCGGAGCGGCCGGGGCUGCCGGCGGCGCCCAAGGAGGAGCCGGGCUGCGCCCCGCAGCAGCAGUACCGCGCCGCCGGCUCCUACUGCGGGCUGGAGGAGGGCGGCCGCCUCUUCGCGCCGCCCAGCCCGGAGACAGGGGAGGCCAAGCGCAGCGCCUUCGUGGAGGUGAAGAAGGCGGCCCGCGGCCCCGAGCCCGACGGCGGCCCCGAGGAAGGCCCGGAGCGCGGCUCCCCGGGGGCGGGCAGCGCGGAGCCGGGGCUGUGCCCCCGCGGCGGCGCGGGGGGCCCGCUGGCCGCCCGNNNGGGGGGCCCGCUGGCCGCCCGCCUGGACGGCGGCAGCCCGGCGCGAGGCAGCGCCUUCAGCACGGUGCCGCAGCUCGGGGCCGGCCCCGGCGGGCCCGGCGGCGGCGCGGCCGAGGAGCGGAAAAGCGCCUUCUCGCAGCCCGCCCGCUCCUUCCCGCACGUCCCGCCGCUGGUGCUGGGCCCGAAGCUGGGCGGGCUGGGCGAGCCCUGCCCCGACGGCGCCGCCGCCCCCGCCCGCCUGUACACCGCCGAGGCGCUGGCCGCCAAGCUGCCGGGCGGCGGGGAGGCGGCGGGCGGCGGCGGGGGCGGCGGCGGGGGGCUGCCCAAGCAGAGCCCCUUCCUCUACACCACGGCCUUCUGGCCCAAGAGCUCGGCGGCGGCGGCGGUGGCGGCGGCGGCGGCGGGGCCGCUGCAGCUGCAGCUGCCGUCGGCGCUGACGCUGCUGCCGCCGUCGUUCACCUCGCUGUGCCUGCCGGCCCAGAACUGGUGCGCCAAGUGUAACGCGUCCUUCCGCAUGACCUCGGACCUGGUCUACCACAUGCGCUCACACCACAAGAAGGAAUACGCGCUGGAGCCCCUCGUCAAGCGCCGCCGCGAGGAGAAGCUCAAGUGCCCCAUCUGCAAUGAGUCCUUCCGCGAGCGCCACCACCUCUCCCGCCACAUGACCUCCCACAACUAGCGGGGACCCCCCCCCGGCUCUGGGGACUCGCCCGGGACCCCCGCCCGGGGACCCCCGCGCCGCCCACCGCUCCCGCCCUUCCCCUUCGAUGCACGCGUUUCCACUGUCUGGGGAGGGGCGGGGAGGGCAGAGGUAGAGGAGGAGGAAAAAAAGGAAGAAGAAACAGAAGAAGAAGAAGAAGAAAAAAAAAAGAAGGUAAAAAAAAAAAAGAAAAAGAAAAAAGAGAAGCACCGUGAAAAAGAGAAAAAAAAAAUCAAAUGACUUAAAAAAUACAUUUUUUAAAAUGUCAUAUAUUGCAACAUAUUGAUGCAUUUGUCAUACGUUUCUACUUAAAUUAUUAAGCACUUAUGGUUUAGAUGUAAUAAUAAUUCUAUGUCAGGGUAAAUUUUUAUUUUGGAUAUGAAGCUAAGGGCGGGGGGGGCGCGGCGGGGCCGGCGGGUGGCGGGCCGGGGUCCUGCAUGCACCGGGCGCUCCCCCUGCCCGGCCCCGCCGCCCGCGCCCCUUCCCCCCGAGUGUCACUGGUGCCCGUGGAAUGGAGUCUCGGUAGUUCCGUGUUAUCUUCCCUUUCCCGUUUGGGUUUGUUUUUUUUUCCUCGACCUUCUGGAAAAGAUUUAUUAAACUUUAUAGUUUAUCCGGGUAUGUUGGAUGCUUUGACAAUAAAUGACUUUAUUUUCUUCAAA